GAACGCUAUUUAAUGGAUUUGUGUAUGUAAGCGCCCAACGCACAUAUGUACACUCAGAGCGCUAGUGUGACGCUGUCACUGUGCCUACUUAGGUUCUCUUUGUCACUGUCAGAAUCUCUAUACUCGUCCACUCUUGUCUUUCAUUGUUCAUUCUGUGUCCAUAAUCAUCCAUUCACUCUGAACGUUGUAUUUCUACAAGAUCACUCAACUCAUCAUCGUUAAGCUCACGAUUUACCUCUGACUAUUCCCUGUACUUCCAGUUCUCCACCUGCAGUGAUGGGCCAAAGUCAAAGCGACAGCAAUGACUCCAGAAAUCGGAGAGUUCAGACUAGCCCUCUUUCCGCUGAUAUUCUCUCGGCGGGCGACAGCACAGACGGACGACGUUUCCUAGCUCAGCCGCAGCUAACGCCCUCCAGUAAAACGACAGUCAGGUCAUCUGGCUUGACUCGAAGACGAAAAGCCGUUCAAAGAAGAUUAUCAAGUAUCGUCAAGCCAAAACUUGAACCCGAAGCUACGAGCUCUCGAGCUCGAGUCAAUGAGGGGAGACAGUUGGCGCAGACCGAUAUACCUGAAGCAUCUGGACAUCGGUCUGCUUGGCGGAGAUCAGUUAGAUUUGUCAAAUCUACAAUUCUUACACCUGCUCUCUCUAUGCCUCCGUUGUCUGGCGAAGAAAGCAGUUCCGACCCACUGGCAGUUCAUACUGAGUCCAUUGCAGCACUUUCCUCCCCACAAGCAGCAGGCGAGAUGGAAACCACAGACCAGUUUGCCGUUGCGACCGCUGAAAACCCGAUAGUAGUCGCCAGCAAUGCCAACUCUGGUCCCACAUCUGAGAAUGUCACAGUCCUUCUAGAGCCCAAUUCAACUUCCACUGCAACUGCGACAGUUCCCGUUUCUCCUGCUCGUCCACAAUUUCCUCCAUCUGGUACUCUUGUCGUUGUUCAAGGUGUGGUGCACACCUCCGAUGUUCAGAUGCCGACAGAGACAUCAGCACCACUUCUCUCACAGACACAGAAUCACAAUCACAAUCCCACACCUCCCAGCUCAGUCAUUGCGGAAGCUCCGCAAACCACGGACGAUUUCAGAACAGUCCAAAGGGUACCCAGCUCUGUUUCAUCAGGACCUAGAGGAAGGCUUUCGGCACUACUGCGCCGUACCCAUAGAUCACCAUCUAGUUCGAGAGCUAGAAGUGUGUCUUCCGCUUUUGACAGCAGUAGUACUCAUUCGGCGAAUGAAGCAUCGACCGACAUUCGACAGUCAACUGUAGAUGCAGCAGAUGUACAGUCGAGUACUCUUUACCCAUCCUCACCUUCGCCACCGGUGAUCCAGCGCGGCAAUCCAUCAGGCACUAUAUCAUCUAGCAGUAUAGAUGUCCUCGGCACCUUACUAAGCGUCGCAGCAGCAGCGACUGCGGCCUCUCUCCUCACUGGAUCCUCGGAUUCUACUUCUUCUACAGGUUUAGCUCACCCUUCUCUCGUCACCACCGGAACACCAUCGAGCACCUCUAUCCCGAGUGCAGAUACCCCUGCACUAGACGUUCCUUCUUCAUUAGCGUUUUCGUCGCCAUACCCAUCGACCUCAAGGAGACCUCUCUCGACUCAAAUUAACACAACAAACACCGAAUCAGUCGGCGCCAGAGACAGAGCGGAGAGAAUAAGUCAACUAUGGUCUGCUGUCAGGAGUCGUUUAGGAAUCGGUCAUGGACAACCAAACAGUCAGAGGACUGAUCCUGAUUCCCAGCUCUUCACAAACCCUUUCGGCAGUGAUGCCUCUGCGAAUGCCGCAACGGUAGACGCAAGGGACGGUCCUGGAGCAGGGCCUGUCAUGGAUGCCCAUAGUGCUAGAGAACGAAUGCUGAAUGAAAUUUCAAGAGCGUUCAACUUGGGUUUUUCUUCGCCGUCCUCAUCAGCUCCUCCUACAAAUUUCACCACCGAUGCAGGAGAUACGUCCCAAGGGCCUACCUUCGGAAGAGCGGAAGAUGGCAAUUCUGACUUAGGCCUGCCGUCUGAAGGCACGUUUGAGCGUUUCCUGUUGGACUUACAAGUUGAUUUGAGAAAUGUACUUACUGGGGAAGGGGAUGGUAGGACCACUCGCGAACACGGGGAGCCGGCUAUCCUAGAAACAGACAAUUCUGUCACAUCUCGGGACGAACGGCUACCACGUCCUCUCCGGGAACCCGAGCCUGAGGAUGACACCGCGGAGGAUUCUAUACCGUCCUUACAUGAUGUCUCUGAUUCCGAUGACGACACAGAGUCGAACAACAGUCAAGGGUCGUCUUUAGAUUCGUUUGCGUCCGUUUCGCCAGCAGAUGAAGCUGCUCAACACCCCUUCAAUGUAAGUGAGAGUCCAAAUGAUCCGUCUAUUCCACGACCAAGGAUCAACUACUGGCGCCUGCACCGAUUUCCGCCUAUACCUGCAGCUAGAGCUCAUGCUGCAGCCGAUAACGUUGCUCAGAAUAUGAGGUCUGGGUUGGGCGGACUGACAAGGGCUGCAACCCUGGCAUCUACUCCUACGUCACGUUCCGUGACAUCUACCCCCGCUGGAGAAGAUUCUGGGACAGGAGCCACGCCAUCAUUGUCGCGAGAUUCGGUGGUACAAGACUCACCCAAUACAGGGAGCGCAAAUGUAGUGGUACCUGUCAUCAUUGUCGGGCUGCAGAGCGUAAGUCCUUUUUGGGCGACGGAGCCAAUUACUACCCCAAGGAAUUUGAUGAAUCCAAGCCCUGCUCUCAGUCGAGCAGACAAUGCGAUCAGGUCUACCCCUACCCCGACUACUGGUACAAUGCUGCAAGACACUGGCUCUUCUGCCUCCUCGUCAACCUCUCCUGUGGGAAUGACUAGCCAAGGAACGCAAACACAAACAUCUAACACAGCCCCCCGUGAUAUUAUUGGUAUACCAAUCCCCUCCCCUGAUUCGAGGACGUUCUUGAUAUACGUGAUUGGAGGCUACUAUCCUCCUGACCAUGAAAUCGUAACUGGAACCGGCGAGAACGGUGUGUUGGAUUCUUCGUUUGAAGCACUGUUAUUGCUCAACGAACUUCUACAUCGUGCUCCUUUCGAGACGCCAAUCACGGUCACGAAAGAACAACUCAUCAAAUCUGGGUUGGAGAUAAUAAACGGCGGACAAAUGCAAGAAUGGGUAAAAGCAGGAAAAGUCAGAAGUAAUUGUGUCGAGCAAUGCUUGAUCUGUUUGGAAGAAUAUGAUAAGCAAGACUCUGUGCGAGUUUUGGAAUGUAAGCAUGCGUUUCAUAUGGAUUGUGUAGAUCGGUGGCUACUCGAGGGUAGAAACAGCUGCCCUGCCUGUCGGGGUAAGGGUGUAUCGGAAGGGAGCGAAGCCAGAUCGUCAUGAAUGCCAAUAAUUUCGCCUGUAGGUCGUUUCUGUGCCUCAUUUUUCCAAUGUCCCCAGUCGAAUGAUGAUAAGUACUACGCAUCCAAUAAUAUUCAUGAUAAGUUGCUAUUUCUCUACCAUAGACUGUACAAUAUUUAGUACGAAUGUUGCUUUAUUCCCGAUGGCUUGGUUGUUCGGC
This is a messenger RNA of Lentinula edodes (shiitake mushroom), 3523 nucleotides long. RefSeq lists its product as uncharacterized. NCBI's taxonomy places the organism in Eukaryota, Fungi, Basidiomycota, Agaricomycetes, Agaricales, Omphalotaceae. The transcript has 6 exons. The coding region runs from base 277 to 3345 and encodes 1022 amino acids. The record is from RefSeq and is a predicted model, not a curated record.